UUUUGGCGGGAAGCAUAACUUGUAAAGGUUUGUUGUCGGAUUUGCGAUGAAGAGAUAGGAUUAGGCAUGGGAUCCACGAUCCCAUUUUUCGGCUCUUACAGUUGCAACUGCCCAACUCUAGCGAAUUAUACAUCGGCUUUGAUUUUCUUCUCUUUUUUUUUUUUCUUAAUAAUUUUUUUUUUUGAAUUUCAGUGUUUUCUGACAUCUUUAUCCGCUCCCCAUCUCUCUGUCACCUUCGCCACUAGCGCAUUAUUUUGUUAUUUCUUCGAGAUUUGUUUAUAUAAUCAGUAACCUUUCACUCGAAGAAUCGAAGUUCAUCGUGUACGAUCGGCUCGAAGAUUGCCUGAAACUAUGAUUGUUUUUCGGAAGCCAGUGGUUUUGUGGUGUGCGUUGAUUCUGUUUGCGUUUUUGUCUGUGUGUUCUUCGGACGUUUCAAUCUCCGUUUCUCCGAGAACUCUGUUGAGAUCUCGUGAUCCGGUGGCGAUAUGGUGGUCCGGCGUGACUUCUCCGUCGAAGCUCGACUGGGUUGGGAUUUAUUCUCCGGCCAAUUCCUCCCAUGAAGAUUUCAUAGGCUACGUCUUCCUAUCGUCAUCGCCCGGGUGGGAUAACGGGUCGGGUUUCAUUUCCAUCCCUCUGGUCAAUCUCCGGUCGAGUUACCAGUUCCGGAUCUUCCGAUGGAACGAGUCGGAGGUCGACAUGACCCGGGUUGACAAGGAUCAUAACCCGUUGCCGGGAACGGAGCAUUUGCUGGUUGAGUCGGAAGAGAUCGGGUUCAAGCCGGGUCGGGGCCCGGAGCAGGUCCACUUGGCAUUGACGGGUAGGGAUGGUGAGAUGCGGGUCAUGUUUGUGACUAGCCUGGGAGAUAAGGGUUUCGUGAGGUAUGGGUUGGCCCGGAAUCGUUUGGAUCGGGUGGCGGAUACUCGGGUCGAGAGGUACGAGAAGGAUCAGAUGUGCGGGGCUCCGGCUAAUCAAAGUGUUGGUUGGAGAGAUCCGGGUUACAUACAUGAUGGUGUUAUGAUCAAUUUGGAAAAUAAACGGAGAUAUUUUUAUCGGGUUGGAAGUGAUCGUGGGGGAUGGAGCAAUAUUUACAGCUUCGUUUCCCCAGAACGCAACUCAAAUGAAACAAUCGCCUUCUUGUUGGGCGACAUGGGGACUUACACACCUUACACCACCUUCCAAAGAACCCAAGCCGAGAGCAAAUCAACCAUCUGGUGGAUCAGCCGCGACCUCCGGGCCAUCGGCGACAGGCCGGCAAUAAUCUCUCACGUCGGAGACAUCAGCUACGCCCGAGGCUACGCCUGGCUAUGGGACACCUUCUUCACCCAGAUCGAACCCAUCGCCUCCGCCGCUCCCUACCACGUCUGCGUCGGCAACCACGAGUACGACUGGCCAUCGCAGCCCUGGAAACCCUACUGGGCCGCCAAUAUAUACAAACAAGACGGCGGCGGCGAGUGCGGGGUGCCCUUCAGUCUCAGGUUCAACAUGCCCGGAAACUCCUCGGAGCCCACCGGCACCGCCGCACCGGCAACGCGAAACCUGUACUACUCGUUCGACAUGGGGCCGGUCCACUUCGUGUACAUGUCAACCGAGACAAAUUUCCUUCCGGGAAGCAACCAGUACCAAUUCUUGAAGCAAGACCUAGAACGGGUGGAUCGGAGAAAGACCCCUUUCAUAGUUUUCCAAGGCCACAGGCCCAUGUACACAACCAGCAGCGGCCACAAAGACGGCGCCUUAAGGAAGAAAAUGGUGGAGCACAUAGAGCCAUUGUUGCUGAAGAACAAGGUGAGUUUAGCUCUCUGGGGACACGUCCACCGAUACGAAAGGUUUUGCCCUUUGAAUAACUUCACCUGCGGGAGCCUGGAGGAGCACGGGAUAUAUUGGAGGGCGUUUCCGGUGCAUAUUGUGAUCGGGAUGGGCGGGCAGGAUUGGCAGCCGAUCUGGGAGCCACGGCCGGAGCAUCCGAGCGACCCCGUUUUCCCGCAGCCGAGGAGGUCGGAGUUCCGGGCAGGGCAGUUUGGGUACGCGAGAAUUGUGGCUAACAUGGAAAAACUGAGGUUUUCUUACGUGGGGAAUCAUGAUGGGAAGGUGCAUGAUUCGGUGGAAAUCAUGGCUCCAUAUCUCCCCCGCUUUAACUCUACUUCUCACUCACUCUAUCAUGAUUUGUAACCAGGCACGACUGCACCUUUUUUUUUUUUUUCCAGGUUUCUAAAUUCUAAUUAGCUUGUUAUCCAAUAACAAAACUGUAUUUUUUAUUAAUUUUAAAUCCAAUUUGUUAUCAAAUUUCAUUUGCAUUACUAUAA
Messenger RNA from Ipomoea nil (Japanese morning glory), 2300 nucleotides. Its product is annotated as probable inactive purple acid phosphatase 2. The coding region runs from base 352 to 2166 and encodes 604 amino acids. Gene Ontology annotation, molecular function: metal ion binding; acid phosphatase activity. The record is from RefSeq and is a predicted model, not a curated record. The transcript has 3 exons. NCBI's taxonomy places the organism in Eukaryota, Viridiplantae, Streptophyta, Magnoliopsida, Solanales, Convolvulaceae.